Messenger RNA from Medicago truncatula (barrel medic), 710 nucleotides. Its product is annotated as universal stress protein PHOS32. The coding region runs from base 114 to 590 and encodes 158 amino acids. The record is from RefSeq and is a predicted model, not a curated record. NCBI's taxonomy places the organism in Eukaryota, Viridiplantae, Streptophyta, Magnoliopsida, Fabales, Fabaceae. The transcript has 4 exons.
GCUUCUAUAUAAUCCAUUCCCCACUGGCUUCAUUCUUCAUUAUCUACAACUCAAAACACACAAUUUUCUCAAGUUUGCAAGCAAAUAAUUAAUUAGUAAUUAAUACAUACAAAAUGGAAAAGAGAGAACGGAAGAUUAUGGUAGCUAUUGAUGAGAGUGAGGAGAGCAUGUAUGCACUUUCUUGGUCCAUCAGUAACCUUAUUGCUGACACUAACAACAAUAACAAGCUUGUGCUUCUCUAUGUCAAGCCACCUUCUGCUGUCUACUCAUUGGAUUCUGCAGGGUAUAUUUUUUCCAAUGAUACAAUUGACACUUUGGAAAACUAUAGUUCACAAUUAGCUAAAUCAGUAAUGAAAAGAGCUGAAGCUAUUUACAGAAACUUUGACGAUACAGAUAUAAAUAUUGAGAAAGUAGUUGGUACUGGAGAUGCCAAGAAUGUUAUAUGCAACGCAGCAAAGAAACUAGGGGCUGACACCUUAGUCAUGGGAAGUCAUGGCUAUGGAUUCAUCAAGAGGGCACUACUUGGAAGUGUAAGUGAUUACUGUGUCAAGAAUGCCAAAUGUCCUGUUGUAAUUGUGAAGCAACCAUAGUUCAUAAGUGAAUUUGGUUUCCUAUUUAAGGCAUCUUAUGUAAUGUUACAAUUUGUGUAUGCAUGUAUUUUGCACUUUAUUGUUUGUAUAAUAUAAAAGUUCCACGGUUAUUUUUCUCAA